AUGUCGCAACAGAAGAAGGAUCUUCCCAAGAUCAGGGAUGAGGAGCGCGAGAAGCGCUUCGGUACCAUCUUUGGUAUCUCCGGUCCCGUCGUCGUCGCCGAGAACAUGACAGGUUCGUCGAUGUACGAGCUCGUCCGUGUCGGUCACGACGAGCUGAUCGGAGAGAUCAUCCGAAUCGACGCUGAUAAGGUCACGAUCCAGGUCUACGAGGAGACCUCCGGCGUCUCGGUCGGCGACCCUGUUCUCAGUACCGGCAAGCCUCUGUCCGUCGAGCUCGGUCCUGGUCUUAUGGAGAACAUCUACGACGGUAUCCAGCGUCCUCUCGAAGGCAUCAUGAAGAAGAGCGGUGGUAUCUACAUUCCUCGAGGUAUCGAGACCCAGGCGCUCAACCGUGAGCUUUUGUGGGACUUCACUCCUGGCAAGCUCAAGCAGGGCGACCACAUCAGCGGUGGUGAUAUCUUCGGUUCCGUCUACGAAAACUCGCUGCUCAAGGACCACAAGCUCAUGCUCGGCCCGCGUGCCAUGGGUACCAUCACUCACAUUGCCGAGAAGGGCUCUUACGCAGUUGACGACGUCGUGCUCGAGACCGAGUUCCAGGGCAAGAAGCAGCAGCACACCAUGCUGCAGAUCUGGCCCGUUCGUGCGCCUCGUCCCGUCGCUGAAAAGCUCACCGCCAACAACCCGCUGCUCACGGGUCAACGUAUCCUCGACUCGCUCUUCCCGUGUAUCCAGGGUGGUACGACUGCCAUCCCUGGUGCUUUCGGCUGUGGCAAGACGGUUAUUUCUCAAGCUCUGUCCAAAUAUUCCAACUCGGACAUCAUCACCUACGUCGGAUGCGGAGAGAGAGGAAAUGAGAUGGCUGAAGUGCUCGCCGAAUUCCCCGAGUUGACGCUCACAAGGGACGGCGAAGAGUUCCCCAUCAUGAAGCGUACCACCCUGGUGGCCAACACCUCCAACAUGCCCGUGGCUGCACGUGAGGCUUCCAUCUACACCGGUAUCACGCUCUCCGAAUACUUCCGUGACCAGGGCUACAACGUUGCCAUGAUGGCCGACUCGACCUCGCGAUGGGCCGAGGCGCUUCGUGAGAUCUCGGGUCGUCUUGCAGAGAUGCCCGCCGAUUCCGGUUACCCCGCCUACCUGGGUACCAAGCUCGCCAGUUUCUACGAGCGUGCUGGACGUGUCACCUGUCUCGGUUCGCCGGAGCGUGACGGUUCGAUCUCGAUCGUCGGUGCCGUCUCGCCUCCCGGUGGUGACUUCUCGGACCCAGUCACGUCGGCUACGCUUGGUAUCGUGGGUGCCUUCUGGGGUUUGGAUAAGAAGCUGGCGCAACGCAAGCACUUCCCCUCGGUCAACUGGGAUGUCUCGUACUCCAACUACAUCAACGCGCUCGAGCCGUACUACGAGAAGAAUUGCCCCGGCUUCAUCUCGCUCCGAACCACGGCCAAGAACAUGCUGCAGAAGGACUCGGAUCUGGCCGAGAUCGUGCAGUUGGUCGGCAAGUCGGCCCUCGGUGAAGGUGACAAGGUGACGCUCGACGUGGCCAAGAUCAUGAAGGACGACUACCUCCAACAGAACGGUAUCUCGGAGUACGAUGCCUACUGCCCCUUCUACAAGACGUCGGGCAUGCUCAAGAACAUGGUCGACUUCCACAACCACGCUCAGGCGGCGGUCUCGAACAACCCGGACAUGACGUGGGCCAAGAUCAAGGAGCACUGCUCCGACGUCAUCUACCAGCUCACGCAGCAGAAGUUCGAGAGCCCCAAGGACGGCGAGGAGGCCAUCACCAAGAAGUUUGACAAGCUCAACCAGGAUAUCGCCGAGUCGUUCCGCACUCUGACCGAUUAG
Molecule: messenger RNA, 1845 nt
Organism: Kalmanozyma brasiliensis GHG001
Lineage: Eukaryota; Fungi; Basidiomycota; Ustilaginomycetes; Ustilaginales
Product: ATPase, F1/V1/A1 complex, alpha/beta subunit, C-terminal
Exons: 2
Coding region: 1-1845 (614 amino acids)
Biological process (GO): ATP metabolic process; proton transmembrane transport
Cellular component (GO): proton-transporting V-type ATPase, V1 domain; fungal-type vacuole membrane
Molecular function (GO): ATP binding; proton-transporting ATPase activity, rotational mechanism; ATP hydrolysis activity
Source: RefSeq, a predicted model, not a curated record